This is a messenger RNA of Centropristis striata (black sea bass), 6043 nucleotides long. It is a transcript of the gene eprs1, whose product is annotated as glutamyl-prolyl-tRNA synthetase 1. Gene Ontology annotation, cellular component: aminoacyl-tRNA synthetase multienzyme complex; cytoplasm. Gene Ontology annotation, biological process: glutamyl-tRNA aminoacylation; translation; prolyl-tRNA aminoacylation. The record is from RefSeq and is a predicted model, not a curated record. The transcript is spliced from 35 exons. Lineage: Eukaryota; Metazoa; Chordata; Actinopteri; Perciformes; Serranidae. Gene Ontology annotation, molecular function: glutamate-tRNA ligase activity; ATP binding; proline-tRNA ligase activity. The coding region runs from base 121 to 5154 and encodes 1677 amino acids.
UCUUCACGCUGCUCUCUUGCCGCUGGAGUGCUUGUUGUGGAGAGUAGUCUUGGCUGUCUGCUGUUGGGUUCUUUAACAGGAAAAAGGCUUCACCACCUUUGUGGAAGAGGAUUUCACAGCAUGGCGUUAAAUCUGACCAUCAACACAAGCAAUCCGCCUCUAGGAGCUCUUCUGACAGCAGAGCAUGUGAAGGGCAGUGUGCAGGUAUCAGUGGAGGAAGGCAAAGACAACCGGCUUCAUGUCUCAGAUGCGAUCCAGUUCAAUGAUGCCAACUCCAUCAGUCGGUACUUGGCCCGGGUGGCUCCCGCUCUUGGCCUCUACGGAGCCAACAUGAUGGAGCAGACUGAGAUCGACCACUGGUUGGAGUUCAGUGCCCGGCGUCUGUGUGGUCAGCCUGGUUUAAGCGCAGCGCUUGGUGACUUGAAUAAGACCCUUUCCCUGCGGACCUUCCUGGUUGGACAUGCCCUCACCCUGGCUGACCUGUCUGUCUGGGCUGCUCUCAAAGGUCAUGGGGAAUGGCCAGGCCAGGGCAAAUCCUUCUCCCAUGUCACUCGCUGGUUCUCUUUCCUGAGCUCGCAGGUUCCCUUCACUGCUGUGGGCAACAAGUAUGCCAGCAAGAAAGCUCCAAUGACCAAAUCCAACUCGGAUGAAAAGAAGCAAGAUGUUGGCAAGUUUGUGGAUCUGCCAGGAGCUGAGAUGGGAAAGGUGGUGGUCAGAUUCCCUCCUGAGGCCAGCGGAUACCUGCAUAUCGGCCACGCCAAGGCUGCUCUGCUCAACCAGCACUACCAGGUCACAUUUAAAGGCCAGCUCAUCAUGCGCUUUGAUGACACCAACCCUGAGAAGGAAAAGGAGGACUUUGAGAAGGUGAUCCUGGAAGAUGUUGCCAUGCUCCAGAUCAAACCAGACCAGUUCACCUACACCAGCGACCAUUUUCCCACCAUAAUGGGAUUUGCUGAACAGCUGCUUUCCGAGGGCAAGGCCUACAUCGACAACACGCCUCCUGAGCAGAUGAAGCUGGAGAGGGAGCAGCGCACUGAGUCCAAAUGCAGAAAUAACACGGUGGAGCAGAACAUGAAGAUGUGGUCGGAGAUGAAAGCUGGGACAGAGAGCGGUCAGACCUGCUGCAUGAGGGCCAAGAUCGACAUGAACUCCAACAACGGCUGCAUGAGAGACCCCACCCUGUACCGCUGCAAGAACACUCCUCACCCCCGCACUGGAAGCACCUACAAAAUCUACCCAACAUAUGACUUUGCCUGUCCUAUCGUGGACAGUUUGGAGGGGGUGACCCACGCCCUGAGGACCACCGAGUACCACGACCGUGACGAUCAGUUCUACUGGAUCAUCGAAGCUCUGCGUCUCAGGAAGCCCUACAUCUGGGAGUACUCCAGACUCAACCUCAACAACACAGUGCUGUCCAAGAGGAAGCUCACCUGGUUUGUCGACCAGGGAUACGUUGAUGGAUGGGAUGACCCUCGCUUCCCCACUGUCAGAGGAGUCCUGAGGAGAGGAAUGACCGUUGAGGGUCUGAAACAGUUCAUAGCAGCCCAGGGUGGAUCACGGUCGGUGGUGAACAUGGAGUGGGACAAGAUCUGGGCCUUUAAUAAGAAGGUUAUUGAUCCCGUAGCUCCAAGGUAUACAGCUCUGUCCAGCUCCUAUGUGGUUCCCGUCUCCGUCUCAGAGGCUAAAGAGGAGUUCAAGGAGGUGGCCAAACACCCUAAGAACGCAGAGGUAGGCAUGAAGAAGGUCUGGUAUGGACCUCGGGUUCUGGUGGAAGGAGCCGAUGCUGAGACCUUCUCAGUGGGAGAGAUGGUCACCUUCAUCAACUGGGGCAACCUCAUCAUCACCAAGAUCAACAAAGGGGCUGAUGGGAAGGUCGUGUCCAUGGAGGCUCGUCUGAACCUCGAGAACACGGACUACAAGAAGACCACAAAGAUCACAUGGCUGGCUGAAACAAGCGGUGCCCCCCUGCUGCCCACCAUCUGCAUAAACUACCAGCCUCUCAUCUCCAAAGCUGUCAUCACGAAGGAGGACGACUUCAAGGAGUACAUUAACAAAAACAGCAAGUUGGAAGAGAAGAUGCUCGGAGAUCCAUGUCUGAACACCCUGAAGAAAGGUGACAUCAUCCAGCUCCAGAGGCGGGGCUUCUACAUCUGCGACCAGCCUUAUGAGCCUGUCAGCCCUAACAGCUGUAAGGAGAGUCCCUGUGUCCUGCUCUACAUUCCUGAUGGACACACCAAAGAGAUGCCGACUGCUGGAUCCAAGGACAAGAGCAAGAGCCAGGCCUCCAACAACACACCUGCCUCCAAGGCUGCCUCCGCCCCUGCCAAGGCUGCCUCCGCCCCUGCAUCCACCUCAGUCAGUGACUUAUUCACAAGCAUUGUAGCACAAGGUGAAGCUGUCCGUCAGCUAAAGACUGCCAAGGCUACUAAAGAGGAAGUGGACAAUGCAGUUAAGCAGCUGCUUUCUCUGAAGGCCCAGUUCAAGCAGCAGACGGGUACAGACUACAAGCCUGGAAUGGCUCCUCCCACAUCAGCAGCAGCCCCGCCCACAACCUCAGCAGACUCCGCCUCCUGUCCAUACACCCGUGUUUCUGAGCAGGGCGAGCUGGUCAGGAAACUGAAGACAGAGAAGGCACCUAAGGACCAGAUUGAUGCGGCAGUGAAGCAGCUCCUCGCUCUGAAGGUGGAGUUUAAAAAGCUGACUGGUCAGGAUUACAAACCCGGGAUGGCCCCUUCCACUCCCGUCCCCUCUUCUCCUUCUCCUGCAACCACCACCACCUCCUCCUCCUCCUCCUCCUCCUCCUCCUCAACUUCUUCUUGCUCCUCUUCAGGCGUGUAUGAGCGUGUUUCACAGCAGGGAGAGGUUGUGAGGAAACUGAAGUCUGAAAAAGCCCCCAAGGACCAGGUCGACGCAGCAGUCAAACAGCUGCUGGUACUGAAGGCAGAAUACAAACAGGUCACAGGCCAGGACUACAAGCCUGGAGCGGCUCCGGUCCAGAAAGCCCCUGCUCCAGUCCAGAAAGCCCCUGCACCCGCCCCAGUCCAGAAAGCACCCGCCCCAGUCCAGAAUAGCCCCGCCCCUGCUGCCACCGGCCUCUAUGAGAAGGUUGCUGAGCAGGGAGAAGUUGUCAGGAAACUGAAGGUUGAAAAGGCGCCCAAGGAUCAGGUAGAUGCUGCAGUGAAGCAGCUGCUGGCUCUGAAGGCAGAGUACAAACAGCAGACCGGACAGGACUACAAACCAGGAGCGGCCCCGGUCCAGAAAGCCCAGACCCAGUCCAUCUCUUCCUCCACCCAGUCUAGCUCCCCCCCGCAGGCCCAGGAACUGUUCUCACAGGUGGCCCAACAGGGAGAGCUAGUGAGAAAGUUGAAGUCCGAGAAAGCCCCCAAGGACCAGGUGGAUGAAGCAGUGAAGAGUCUCCUGGACCUGAAGAGCAAAUACAAGAUGCUGACUGGUCAGGAGUACAAACCUGUGGCUGCAGCUGGAGCAACUGGAGGAGAGGACAAAAACCGCAAGGAGAGGGAGAACAAGUCUGAGAAACAGGGAGGAGGAGGACAAGGAGGAGGAAAGAAGGGUAAAGGAGACAAAGCUGGCCAGGGCAAGGAGGCCUCAGGAGGAGCAGGAGGAGAGGGCCAAGGACCUAAGAAACAAACACGGUUGGGCUUGGAGGCCAAGAAAGAGGAGAACCUGGCUGACUGGUACUCUCAGGUCAUCACUAAAGCGGAGAUGAUUGAGUACUAUGAUGUAAGCGGCUGCUAUGUGCUGCGGCCCUGGUCCUUCGCCAUCUGGGAGGCCAUUAAAGAAUUCUUUGACCGGGAGAUUAAGAAACUGGGUGUGGAGAACUGCUACUUCCCCAUGUUCGUCUCUCAGGCCGCCCUGGAGAAGGAAAAAACCCACAUCGAAGACUUCGCCCCAGAGGUUGCCUGGGUGACCCGGUCAGGAAAGACUGAGCUGGCAGAGCCCAUUGCUGUCAGACCCACCAGUGAGACAGUGAUGUACCCUGCCUACGCUAAAUGGGUCCAGUCCCACAGAGAUCUGCCAAUCAAACUCAACCAAUGGUGUAAUGUUGUGAGAUGGGAGUUCAAACACCCCCAGCCCUUCCUGAGGACAAGAGAGUUCCUGUGGCAGGAGGGACAUACAGCCUUUGCCACCAAAGAGGAGGCAGCUGAGGAGGUGCUGCAGAUCCUGGAUCUGUACGCCAGGGUGUAUGAGGAGCUGAUGGCGAUUCCCGUGGUGAAGGGAAGGAAGACGGAGAAGGAGAAGUUCGCAGGAGGAGAUUACACCACAACUGUGGAGGCAUUCAUCUCAGCCAGUGGCCGAGCCAUUCAGGGUGCUACCUCUCACCAUCUUGGUCAGAACUUUGCCAAGAUGUUUGAGAUCAUGUUUGAGGAUCCGAAGAGGCCCGGUGAAAAACAGCUGGCUUUCCAGAACUCCUGGGGAAUCACAACCAGGACCAUCGGCGUCCUCACCAUGGUCCACGGAGACAACAUGGGACUCGUCCUGCCACCCAGAGUGGCCUGCCUGCAGGUUGUCAUCAUCCCAUGUGGGGUCACUGCCUCCCUGCCCGAGCAGGAGAAGGAGGCGCUGAUGACCCAGUGCUCUAAAUACCAGAGCAGGCUGCUGGCUGCUGGCAUCAGGGUGAAGACUGACCUCCGAGACAACUACUCCCCAGGGUGGAAGUUCAACCACUGGGAACUCAAGGGAGUUCCUAUCCGUCUGGAAGUUGGUCCUAAAGACAUGCAGCAGCGCCAGUGUGUCGCAGUAAGGAGAGACUCUGGUGCAAAGGUGACCGUUCCAGAGGCCGAGGUGGAGAAGAAGAUGAGCGCCAUGUUGGAGGACAUCCAGAACUACCUGUUCAAGAAAGCUUCAGAUGACCUGAAGACGAACAUGGUGGCUGUGGACACAAUGGAGCAGUUCCAGAAAGAGUUGGACCAGGGCAAAAUUGUCCAGAUCCCAUUCUGUGGUGGAAUUGAGUGCGAGGAUUGGAUCAAGAAAACCACUGCCAAGGACCAGGACCUGGAGCCUGGAGCUCCAUCCAUGGGAGCCAAGAGCCUCUGUAUCCCCUUCUCCCCCCUGAAGACGCUGCAGCCUGGACAAAUGUGUGUCAGUGGCAAGGAGCCUGCUCAGUACUACACCCUGUUUGGACGCAGUUAUUAAAAACCUGCUCUGCUGCAACACCAGGAUGAACAUCAUAGUGGAAAAGGGCUUUCCUACCUUCUCAUGUAUUUUUUUCCUCAUGAAUGCAUAGGGUAUUAGGGGCAUGAGGUGACUGGACUGGAAUGGAAAUAUAUUGUUUUUUUGUUUGUUUCAUUUUUUUUUAACAUAUGUUAACAUUGUUAUAGGCAUCUGAAAGAACGUGGAGGUGAGAGAAACUGUUUACUUAGAAUUCCAUUAUGAGCGAAAAUGGAUGUAGCGCUGUUUUCUCUCCUACAUUGCUCUCCAAAAGCCACAUCCAAGGAGCACUCACUGUCCUGCAGGGGUCUGUAUUAGAAUGGGAAGUAGCACCAGAAACUAAGCAAAUGUUGUAUCUUUCCUAUCCUUUCAGAACUGAUAUUUUUUUACAACUCCCUACUUGACACUGUUAAGAAACAAAAUAACAUUUGGAGUGUUUCAGUUAAAGUUUUUGUCAACUGUUAUGAAAAUAGUGGGUUUGCGCCUUUUGGCAAUUUGGUAAAACUCUCAAAAAUAUAAUUCUGAUGGGGGAAAAAAUCCUGAGAAACGUACCAUCUACUGCUGUCUGGGGGAAAGUACUCUUUGCCUGCUAACAGUCCCAUGUCUUGCAGCCAAACUGUCUCAGGAACUCUGCAGGUACUCAGGCUUGUUGUGGAUUAUUCUCACAUGUUUAUCAGCCAUCCUCUCUCUGUAUGACUGCUUACAGUCUGUGGCUCACGAUUCACAGCUUAAUAUUUUCUCCUCAGAUCCACCAGAGCCAGAAGUGUCAUAAAGCAAUGAGGAACUGUAUAUGGUUAAUAGUCAGUAAUGUAGUCUUCUGUCACUACUCUCCUAAUAAAUAACUUGUCUAUAAUAAAGUAAUUUCCAUGUCAAA